CUUCAGACACCACCAUUAACUGCCUCGCAUCUCACCGGGGAGCUCACUCACUCACUCCAGCUCCAAUCCGAUCUCAGCUAGCUCAAGCACAAAAAGAUCUGCUUUCUCACUUUCGCAGCAAGUACCAAGGUCACGAAGGAUGGAGGAGAAGAUGUACAGUGUGAAGGUUGGGGAGCCGACGCCGGCCGGUGGAGGCAGGCCAUCGGCCGGACCCGUCUACCGGAGCAUCUACGCCAAGGACGGCCUCAUGCCGCUCCCAAAGGAAAUCCAGUCCCCAUGGGACUUCUUCAGUGAGGCAGUCAAGAAGUACCCCAAGAACCGCAUGCUCGGCCAGCGUCAGGUUUCAGAUGGCAAGGCUGGUGACUAUGUGUGGCAAACGUAUGAGGAAGUGUACCAGAAGGUCAUCAAGAUUGGAGCAGCCAUCAGAAGCUUCGGCGUUAAGCCGGGGGGUCACUGUGGCAUAUAUGGAUCAAACUGUCCAGAAUGGGUCAUGGCCAUGCAGGCUUGCAGCAGCCAAGGAAUUUGUUAUGUCCCACUGUACGACACCCUUGGACCAAAUGCAGUUGAGUUCAUCUUGGACCAUGCUGAAAUCUCCAUAGCCUUUGUGCAGGCGAGCAAGAUAAAAUCACUACUAGCCAUACUCCCAAAGUGCACAGCCCACAUCAAAGCCAUUGUUAGUUUUGGAGACGUGACAAAUGAGCUGAAAAGGGAAGUUGAACAAUUAAGAGUAUCUUGCUUUUCCUGGGAAGAAUUUUCUACUAUGGGAACAGAAACCCAAGAUAUUUCUAGGAAACAAAAGGAUGACAUUUGUACGAUCAUGUAUACUAGUGGAACAACAGGAGAUCCAAAGGGUGUCAUCAUCACAAACAGGGCUAUCAUCGCCGGGGUUAUGACCACAGAAAACCUCCUUGAAUUGACAGACAAAGUGGUGUCUGAAGAUGAUUCAUAUUUUUCCUACCUUCCAUUAGCCCACAUAUUUGAUCAAGUAAUUGAGAAUUACUGCAUCUUUAAAGGGGCCUCUAUUGGCUUCUGGCAAGGGGACAUUAGGUACCUGAUGGAGGAUGUGCAAGUGAUGAAACCAACAAUAUUCUGUGGCGUUCCUCGCGUUUAUGAUCGUAUAUACACAGGUAUUAACCUGAAAAUACAGUCUGGAGGGCUGAUAGGCAAGCAGAUUUUUCAGUAUGCCUACAACUACAAACUUGCCAAUCUAAGGAAAGGGUUCAAACAGCAUGAAGCAUCACCAUUUUUUGACAAAAUAGUUUUCAGCAAAAUAAAAGAAGGGCUUGGAGGCCGCAUACGUCUCAUGCUAUCGGGAGCAGCACCUUUACCGAGACACAUCGAAGAGUUCAUGCGAGUUACAGGCUGCUGCGCCCUCGCACAAGGAUAUGGGCUCACUGAGAGUUGUGCAGGAUGCUUUACGUCAAUCGCCAACAUCUUUUCAAUGAUCGGGACGGUUGGCCCUCCAGUGACAGCGAUUCAGGCACGCUUGGAGUCCAUUCCUGAAAUGGGUUAUGACGCGCUCUCCAAUGUGCCCCGGGGUGAGAUCUGCUUGAGGGGCCACACCUUGUUUUCUGGGUACUACAAGCGUCCUGACCUCACUGAGGAAGUGUUCUCAGAUGGUUGGUUCCAUACAGGUGAUAUUGGAGAAUGGCAACCAGACGGCACGAUGAAGAUCAUCGACAGAAAGAAGAACAUCUUCAAGCUGUCCCAGGGGGAGUAUGUAGCAGUGGAGGUCCUUGAAAGCGCAUACGUGCAGUCUCCACUGGUCACAUCGGUUUGGGUCUAUGGGAACAGCUUUGAGUCCUUCCUGGUUGCUGUGGUUGUCCCUGAGAAGCAGGCAAUUGAGGACUGGGCUGCACUGAACAAUAAGACAAGUGACUUUGCAGAGUUGUGCAAUGAUCCCAAGGCAAGGAGGUACAUCCAGGAUGAGCUGAACAAAACUGGCAAGAAACUCGGGCUGAGAGGAUUUGAGAUGCUGAGAGCAGUUCACCUAGAGCCAGUGCCAUUCGGCAUAGAGAAGGACUUGAUCACGCCAACUUUUAAGCUCAAGAGGCCCCAACUUCUCAAAUAUUACAAGGAUCGCGUCGACCAGCUCUACAAGGAUGCCAAGAUGGCAACUGCACCAUGAAUGAUGGUGAAACACCAUAAAUCAAGUGGGUAUGAACUUUGUGAGUGAUUCUUCAGGAAGAAGCAUGUACAUAUCAAUAAGCCAAGGUUUAAUAGUUGAGACGUGGCAACAACAACUGAGUUCGUCACGGCUGGAGAUGGUGAUAGUUUAAAUUGUACUAGUACAGCGUACUUUUGGUUUUCUUGGGGCGCAUUUCAGUCAUGUUCUUUGUUCCGAUCCUCUACUUUUCGAUGUAAUGUACACCAAUAUACGGCACCCAUAUACUGGCUAUUCCAUAGACCAUGGAUUGGUCAAGCUGAGA
Messenger RNA from Brachypodium distachyon (stiff brome), 2429 nucleotides. RefSeq names its product long chain acyl-CoA synthetase 2. The coding region runs from base 140 to 2128 and encodes 662 amino acids. Gene Ontology annotation, molecular function: long-chain fatty acid-CoA ligase activity. The transcript is spliced from 19 exons. NCBI's taxonomy places the organism in Eukaryota, Viridiplantae, Streptophyta, Magnoliopsida, Poales, Poaceae. The record is from RefSeq and is a predicted model, not a curated record. Gene Ontology annotation, cellular component: endoplasmic reticulum; membrane. Gene Ontology annotation, biological process: fatty acid metabolic process; wax biosynthetic process; cutin biosynthetic process.